Messenger RNA from Pyricularia oryzae 70-15, 2167 nucleotides. RefSeq lists its product as uncharacterized. Lineage: Eukaryota; Fungi; Ascomycota; Sordariomycetes; Magnaporthales; Pyriculariaceae. The transcript has 7 exons. The coding region runs from base 212 to 1966 and encodes 584 amino acids. The record is from RefSeq and is a predicted model, not a curated record.
CCGCCCAGCGCUUCGGAGCAAGCAGUGCUACAUAAGGCAGGCAGCAAUCCUUUCGACUUUACUUGAUUACUGUGCUUCUUUCGAGUCUGGUAUCCCAGCCGAGGCUUUGGCAUCUUGCCCAACCCAUACCUACUACUGGACUCCUACAACUUGGACGACUUCUCUCCCAGUGUCUUCAGCUGCUGCCUGGCCACCGGUAGCUCUUUUCACGAUGGCGAAUUCCCCACUGGGCCAGUUCACCUCUACGUUGGACUACGUCCUUAAAACCUACCCAAAUUGGAAAGAGACGGACUUCAGCAAACACUGCGAAACAUAUGGCAACUGGCUAACCGCAUACACCACUGCAUACCGAGGAGACAAAAAAGCCGUCUUGGGGCCUACAUUGGAAUUGACCCCUGGCUUCGUCUGGAUGGGCAUGCCCAAAAACUUCACGCACGCCGAUGGAAGCGUUUCCGAUCUUAGCGAUAUUGGGCUAAAUGGUGUCACCGAACUGAAUUCAUGGUUCUUGGGAAACCUACAAAAGACCGACGAAAAUGGCACUGCGCUCAAUGAAGAAUUUUUGUUUCAUACAAUUUUUGGACCCUUCGACAAGUGUACAGAAGAGUAUUGCAAGGCCAUCGGUUUUCUCGGUAAUGCCGACAUGACUGGCAUAGGCGUUAUGAUCACCUAUUACAUCGGCGCAGUCUUUGCAACUGCCUACUUGAUAGCAUUCACAAUCGAGAGGUUCAAGCAAGCGAAGAGACAACAUGCCUCGCGACAAGGCAUGCCCAUGCGGGCCGCCACCUUUGGUCACAUAGCUUCCAAACGCGUGCUCGAAGCGUUUCACGGCAGCUUCUUUGGAUACAUCACCGCUGCCAUGAUGCUUUCCGUGUCGAUGCUGGUCGCUGGAAUAUACAUCGCAGUCGACAAGAUCGACAAGAACAAGUUGCCAGUUGACGAGAGAGAAUCAUUCUUCGGCAGUGCCAGCAUGUACGACAUGUCACUGUCAAUGGCCAGCUGUGUGUUCAGUAUCUUCCCCAUCUUGGUUGGAUACUGCUUCAUGCGAGCCCCUGAACAGGGCCAGGGGGCUAACCACAAGAAAUGGCUUCGAAGGGCCGUGCUUUUUCUUGUCUGGGCUUUGAUCACGGUCGUGCUCUUUCUCUCUCCCAGAGGAGAGAUGGACUAUGAGGACCGCAAAUUGAAUCCCAAAAGCAUAUCGGAAUUUGAACGCAGAGAAUACGAGGCCACCUACAUAUGUGAUGCACGCGGAGGUAAAAUCUACUGGAACGUUGUGAAGGCAUUUCAAUUCAUGGUGAUUGGAGUACCUUUAAUAUGGUUCGUCGCCACCGUAUUUGUUUUCAAGGGAUUCGCCAUUGCGCGUUUCCGAGACAGUCCGACCCUGCAAAGACUGAGAAAGGGCUGGCAUCUAAUUCCUGCUUAUGCGGCUUUGUUGUUCAUGUGGGCGUCACUGGGUUUUCUCCAAUGGUACCGACAAAGGAUUAGAAACAGCUCUGGAAAGCUGGGUGACGAGUCGCAAUGGGGCUUUGGCCAAAUCCUCGCCCUCUUCGUCUGGGCUCCGACCAUUGUCGAGUUUGCCUACAUUCUCAUAUGGGGUCUGGAGGACAGCCUUCAGAGCCACAUGCCACCAAACCUCCAUCUCACGGUCGAACGCAAGUCCAGCAACAUCCAGCCUGGAAAUAUGGACUAUCACCAUGGCGAUGGUGUCACAACAAACAAUGACCAGCCUGAUUUCGAGGCCGGCGGCUACAAGAAGGUACCGGUCAUUACCUCGACAGCCACCACCGCGUACGACACGUCUUAUGUGAGCCCCAUGGCGACGCCUCAGCCAAUCCAGGUCCAGCAAGUCGCGAUCGCGGACGGAUUCUACGCCCAGGACGCGAGUGGCAACUGGGUCUUGGUUACCAAGGAGCAGGCUGCGAUGAUGCCUGGGUGUAUGCACGUUGUCAAUGGGAAGGUGGUUCCUUGAGGAGCAACACCGGACGCAUGUAUGUGCUCCGGAGUGAUUGAGGAUGCGUUUGGUUAUUUGAUGUUUAGCGUACGGCGUACUCGUCAGUGUUUUUUUUUGUUACUGCAUUGGAUAAGUUGAUAGUUAUACCCGAGUCGAUUACGUGCCUGUUGUGUUGCCGCACACGAUCUUCUUUCUGAAUUUACCAUAUUUUAAUGCCGA